Messenger RNA from Symbiodinium necroappetens, 1236 nucleotides. The record is from the annotation of a GenBank genome assembly. Lineage: Eukaryota; Dinophyceae; Suessiales; Symbiodiniaceae.
AUGACGACGUUCCAGAACGACAUCCAAGCGGCUGUCGAAGUCGAUUGCGGCAGCGGAUGGGUCGUUCUUUACCCAAAGCAGAGGCUUCAAAUCGCAGGAAGCGCAGAAUCACUCUGGAUGCGACUCCGAGAGGAUUACACCAUCACGUCCCAUGUCUAUAUCCAUGCCGAAGCAGGGCUCUUCAGCAGCGAGAUGUGCACAUCAGAGCUGGGGCCCUUCAACAUCCAAGCUGAACGAUGGCUGGAACGGGAGAAGAUGUCAGUCGCUUUUGCUGAAGCGCAGGCACUCCUCAGAAAGGUGCGCGACAAGAGUCUGACAACCCAUGACCUUGAAAAAUCCCAGAAGGUUUGCCAGAGGCGUUUAUUGAUUUUCUUACUGCUCUACAUGGUGUUGACACUUGCUCUUUCAGGGCUCACGAUGCAUUUUGCGCCAGAGCUGACCCUGAAAGGAUGGGUUGCCUUCUGUUCCGUGACAGCAGUGUUUACGUGGACUAUGAGGCAUAUCAAUAAGCCUCUCGUGCACCUCGAGAAGAGGUAUGGUACGGGCGCAAGUCUUGUACUCAUGUGGUCUUCAUUCUUGUUUUUUCUUCUUGGGCCAUAUGUGCUCCUUAUAGGCCGCUUUUGCCAAGACAUACAACACGACUUUUGGGAGUGUAUGAUGGCGGUUGCCGACAUCACGGACUUCAUCCCGCUUUGCAUUCUCCCCGUCGGUCUGACCAUCCACUGGUUCGUAAGGAAGUUCCACGGAAAGCUGGCGGUUCAAUUGUACCCCGAUUUGCUGGAACGACAUGUUGCUCAACGUGCACUCGAAAACUGCAUCGUCUUUCACGGCCGAGUGCUUGAAGGCAUGGGCAGGGGAUGUGUGUGUUCAUGGCCGGGGAAGUAUGCACCGGCAUGGGAUGCAAUGGUUCGCAGCAGCAAGAAAGGGAACACAAGCGCCGCUGUGGUCUUUUUGCCAGAGGGUAGCCAGCUUUUUGGCCUCCACGACUCAAUCCCCGACGAUGAUGACCUGAAGGACUUGACAGGCGCUUGCUGGUGCGUCCCGCUGUACGGAGAGAGAAAGCCCUGGGGGUGCAAGUGGUGGACAAAGUGGAUCGCCAAUGUCGAGGAGGCCGUGAGGCAAGGCGCCAAACUCGAAGUUUACUUCUUUGCAAACUCCAAGGGAAAAGGCAAAGCCCAGAGUUUCGGCACGUGCGGAUCGGAGCACCUCCGGCGGGAGGCGCUGUGGCGCCGAAGG